AUGGCAGAAGUGACACAGCGACUUGCUGCUUGCGUUGACGAUGUCGCUGUCGCGACGGAACUACAUGCAGCUCUACGAGACUUGGCCAGUAUUGAAGAUCAUAAAGCAGCGCUGGAUGAUGUGGUGGCAUUUGUAACGGCGUCAGAAAAUCGGUGGAUUACUGUCACGCAGACGUUUAUUUCGGACUACAGAGGAGAUACAUCAGAGAACGAGAUAAAAUUAAAGCUGCUUGAUGCUCUGUUGGUCUGGAUAGUGCAGGAGAAAGUGCAAAAGAACCACAAGAUUCUUGGCAUAUUGCUACAGUUUUUUCAGCUUGCAAUACGUCGUCUAGGCGGUGCUGGAGACAUGAGAAGAUGGCUCAAAUGGGGAGACCACGUGUUGGAUUUGGUGUACCAGACCGCAGCUUUGUUGAAGAAUCAGGAGUCUUUAGAAGCUGAAGAUGAAGCUCGAGAAGACUUUGAAGGAUUGAGAUGCUAUGUGGUGAAGAUUGCAACGUUGCUGAUGCAAUUACGCAAUAAAAUUGAGGGAGAUAACGACGUCAAGCCGGACUUGAAGACAAUGACGUUCAUCUGGAAGAACUUAGCAAAAUUGGCGACAGCCUUUGGUCCGACAUUAGCAAGUGUUGUUGCUGAAAAAAAUGACGCAAAUUCAUUUAGUGUAAAUGAAGUGAUGGUUGCUGUGAUGGUAUCGGUGGAAUGCAGUGCUGGGCAGCUGUUGCGUGUACUGGAUGGGAAUAUCGCCCAUGUGUCGGAAGUUGGCGUAUUGAAGUUUGUAAAACUAUACUGGCGGGCGUUCCAGCGAUUAAUCGUCGCUUUUACUGAUAUGUUGGAGUGUGAGCUGGAAAAUUGCGUCUUGGUUAUUGUAAAUGUGACCGCGACUUUUCUGUACGCCGCACAGCACAGUCAGAUCCCAGAGUCAUCAAAAACAGGGUAUGAGUUGCGUGCUUUGCUUGAUCAAGCCGUAGAAAUUGCCGUGAAGCUGGCGCGUAAUACACAAGGUGCGACAAGUUGUCAAACGAGAGCAAGUAUUCGUACAUUAUUAUGGCAUCCUGCGGCUGAAAUGGUGCGUGCAGUGGGUCAACGUCAGCCGUCAGAUAUGACGACUACAGAUGUUGACAGUUCAAUUCAAUGGAGUCACCUGCUUAUCCUUACUGCCUUUGCAGCUUCAGAGAGCAACAUUGAUGGCGAUACAGUAUAUACCGAUUUCAAUCGAGCUAUAGAAGUCUCACCGCUGUUUCAACGAUACCGAGAGUGUGCACUGACUGAUUUACACUCCCGCUUGAUCGAAGUAACAGAGCUGUUUAUGGAUCUGAUGCUAGGGUACUUUUUGAAUUUUGAAGAUAUUGCCGAGUUGCAGCUCACGCUUUUGAAACAAACGCUGUAUCCAGACUGGAUGCAGCGUACGUUGUGCUGGGAGAUCUGGCGAGAACUUUUGUGCUUCUGUUGGGACGAAGUGCUCGCCGUGCAAGCCCUCCAGAUGCUAGUUGAUAUUACCCAGUGGGACGAUAGUAGUUCUGAUAAGUCGUUUGUGCUUGCGAGUGGAGUGAUAGACGAAGUUCUUCAGUUAAUUGCUUUCGUCUACACUGAUAUGCCACUACCGCUUCAGGAUGUGUGCAUGGACCAAGUGACUGCAGUUAUCGAUGUGAUCAGUAGUAAAGGCCCAGGCCAUCACUUUAAUCAGCGUGUUGCGUCACAGUUGCAUUUGCUAGAGAAGCUGGUUGGCGUUCGUUUCCUGCAUUCGUACAAUGGACUGAUGAAGGAUGAGUGGGUUGCCAGGUAUCUUCCGAUAUGCUUUGAAUGUUGUGGUACAAUCCUCGAUCUUCUGUCAUCCGAAGAAGCCUCUACAACGAAUCAUGGCGGUGUUCUCAAAAUGAUACGCGUGCUUGACAUGUGUCUCCUCGUGUUGAGAGGCGUGUUUGACGACAGCGAGCCACGACAAGAUGGCAUCGCAGAACUUUCGGUCAUUUUAGUUCGCAUGUCAACUGAGGCAUUAUCACAGCUUGCGAAACACUGCAAGCAGACAGGGGGCUUGCAAGUCGCUGCAAAUGGUCUUCGGCCGUUGACAAACCGUACCAAUAGAAGCUUAGCCCUGGAAAAGGCUGGAUCGCGCUGCAUUGGACGGGCUGUUGAAACAUCAUUGUAUAUACUGACAAAACUUGGACCUGUACUCAAGUCUAACAAGAAUAAUCAGUGCGUGCAAGUGAUGAAAGAUCUGCUCGCGAUUAUUGAUAGUGCACAAAUUUUGGAACAGGAUGGUGCCCUGAGCGAUACACCGAUCAUUACGGCACGAUUCGUGAGCGCUACAUUAUUUGACCUGCAAGUAGCUGGUAGCGACACGGCUGUUGUCUGGCAACUGGUGCUCGCUCUGUUUCAAAAGCUUUUUGCUACUACCCGGCAUCAGACGACUCAAGCGACACUACUGCUAUCAGUGAUCCUCGAUGCCUUGUACAAGUUCAUUGCUCACUCAAACGUUGUCGAACUGCCGGGUGUAGCCCUAAGAACACUUCUAGCGAACGAGUUCCAGCCGUUUAGACAGAGUGUGUCAAUGCGGAAGCUUGUCCCGGAUGGUGUAGCGAAGGCUUUGGAGACAGCUCAAUCUAGUACGUUGCAGUCGCUAAAGCAGAGUCAGAAUUCUCAGUACCGUGCCUUUAGAGAUCGGUUUCCUGAUGAGCCAGCAGAAAUGUAUGCAGAAUCUGAUCAAUUCGGUAAGAAUGUAUCGGUAACACCAACCAAACGGUCAGCAGACAACUCGGAAGCCCUGCCACAAAAGCGUCACAAAAUCACUCAUUUCGUCUCGCUGUGUCGAGAAGUUCAGUCCUUGCUCUCGUCUAUGGAGGAUGACAAAAUUGCUGCGAAGAUCUUGUCUGGCAAGGAGCUGGAAGACGCCACCACAGUGCUUCACAAACUACUCGCCAAAACUAUUACAUUAUGCCCAUGA
This is a messenger RNA of Peronospora farinosa, 2937 nucleotides long. The record is from the annotation of a GenBank genome assembly. NCBI's taxonomy places the organism in Eukaryota, Oomycota, Peronosporomycetes, Peronosporales, Peronosporaceae.